Messenger RNA from Nothoprocta perdicaria, 3011 nucleotides. RefSeq names its product cysteine rich transmembrane BMP regulator 1 (gene CRIM1). Gene Ontology annotation, molecular function: protein binding; serine-type endopeptidase inhibitor activity. Gene Ontology annotation, cellular component: extracellular region. The transcript has 16 exons. Lineage: Eukaryota; Metazoa; Chordata; Aves; Tinamiformes; Tinamidae. The coding region runs from base 63 to 2738 and encodes 891 amino acids. The record is from RefSeq and is a predicted model, not a curated record.
AGUGCGAGGAGCCCAAGAGCUGCCCCGGCAGCAUCGUGCUGGGCAUCUGCGGCUGCUGCUUCAUGUGCGCGCGGCAGCGCAACGAGAGCUGCGGCGGCGUCUACGGGCUGCACGGCGCCUGCGACCGCGGGCUGCGCUGUGUCAUCCGCCCGCCGCUCAACGGCGACUCCAUCACCGAGUACGAAGUGGGCGUCUGCGAAGAUGAAAACUGGGAUGAUGAUCAGCUUCUCGGAUUUGAACCGUGCAAUGAAAACCUUAUAACAGGUUGUAACAUAAUUAACGGGAAAUGCGAAUGUGACACCAUUCGGACCUGUAAUAAUCCAUUUGAAUUUCCAAGCCGAGAUACUUGCCUGUCAGCCUUAAAAAGGAUUGAAGUGUUCAGCGUGGAUUGCAGCACGGUAGAAUGUCCUCCUGUUCAGCAAGUUGUUUGUCCACUGGAUAGCUACGAAACCCAAGUCAGGCUGACGGCUGAUGGCUGCUGUACCCUUCCCACAAGAUGCGAAUGUCUCUCUGGUUUAUGUGGUUUCCCCGUGUGCGAGGCAGGCUCCGUUCCCCAGAUAGUCUCGCGUGGAGAUGGAACACCUGGCAAGUGCUGUGAUGUCUUUGAGUGUGUCAAUGAAGUGAAGCCAACUUGCAUAUUUAACAGCAUGGAAUAUUAUGAUGGAGACAUGUUUCGGAUGGAUGCCUGUCGUUUCUGUCGAUGUCAAGGUGGAGUCUCCAUUUGUUUCUCUGCCCAGUGUGGUGAGCUGCACUGUGACAGGUAUUAUGUGCCAGAAGGAGAGUGUUGUCCAGUCUGUGAAGACCCAGUUUAUCCAGUAAAUAACCCUGCUGGCUGUUACGCCAAUGGUCAGAUCCAAGCGCAUGGAGACCGCUGGAGAGAAGACGACUGUACUUUCUGCCAGUGUAUCAAUGGAGAUCCCCACUGUGUUGCAACAGCCUGUGGCCAGAGCUGUUUAAAUCCUGUUAAAGUACCUGGCGAGUGCUGCCCAGUGUGCGAGGAGCCAACAUACAUCACAAUAGGUCCACCCACCUGUGAGGUUUUGGUGAACUGCACUUUGACUGAAAAAGACUGUAUCUAUAGUUUCAAACUGGAUCAAAAUGGUUGCCGCACUUGUCAGUGCAAAACUAGAGAGGAGCUGUGCACUGGCCUCAUAUCAGGCUGUUCCUUGGACUGUUCCUUCGGUUUCCAGACUGAUGCCCACAACUGUGAGAUUUGCCAGUGCCGUCCACGGCCUAAGAAAUGCAAACCCAUAGUAUGUGACAAGUACUGUCCCUUUGGAUACUUGAAGAACAAGCAUGGCUGUGAAAUCUGUCGGUGUAAGAAAUGCCCAGAGCUGCCUUGUGGUAAAAUCUGUCCGAUGGGCUUCCAGCAGAACRGUCACGGGUGUCUUAUUUGCAAGUGUAGAGAGGCAACAGCUUCUCUUAUGCCUCCAGUUAAAACAGGCUCUUGCCUGUCAAUGGAUGGGCGCCGACAUGAAAACGAGGAGAGCUGGCACGACGGCUGCAGGGAAUGUUACUGUCACAACGGGCGGGAGAUGUGCGCCCUCAUCACCUGCCCUGUGCCCAAUUGUGGCAACCCCACCAUACAUCCCGGCCAGUGUUGCCCAUCGUGUCCAGAUGAAAUAAUUGUGCAGAAGCCAGAACUCACUAGUCCCUCUAUUUGUCAUGCUCCUGGUGGGGAAUACUUUGUUGAAGGCGAGACGUGGAAUAUUGAUUCUUGCACACAAUGUACCUGCCACAGCGGACGUGUCCUGUGUGAGACUGAAGUCUGUCCCCCGCUCCUUUGUCAAAACCCGACCCGCACACAGGAUUCCUGCUGCCCGCAGUGCCCAGAUGAGCCUGUCCAACCUUCUUCUUCAAGCAAUGAGAGCAUGCCCAGUUACUGCAAAAAUGAUGAAGGAGAUAUUUUUCUGACAGCUGAGUCCUGGAAGCCCAAUGUGUGCACCAGCUGCAUUUGCAUGGAUGGUGUGAUUAGAUGCUACUCUGAGUCUUGCCCACCAGUAUCCUGCGAGAGACCUGUUUUGAGAAAGGGACAAUGUUGUCCUUAUUGUAUUGAAGACACAGUGCCAAAGAAAGUAGUCUGCCACUUCAACGGGAAGACCUAYGCGGACGAGGAGCGCUGGGACAUCGACAGCUGCACACACUGCUACUGCCUGCAGGGCCAGACCCUCUGCUCCACUGUGAGCUGCCCACCCCUGCCCUGUGCUGAGCCCAUCAACGUGGAGGGAAGCUGCUGCCCCAUGUGUCCAGAGAUGUACGUACCAGAACCAACUAACAUCCCCAUUGAGAAGACAAAUCAUCGAGGAGACAUUGAAUUGGAAGUACCAAACUGGCCAACACCAAGCGAAAAUGACAUCAUCCACAUUCACAGAGACAUGAGUCACCUGCAAGGGGAGUUCCGAGGCGGCAGCGGGCCGCAUCCCAGUGACGACGCAUCCGUCAGCUCUGUCGCCUUGGUGACGAUUCCCAUCAUGAUCGCGCUCUUACUCAUCAUAGUCCUCCUGCUCGUCAAUCAGAAGAAGCAGUGGAUUCCCGUGUCCUGCUACAAGGCUCCCACAAAGCCUUCCUGCCUGAACAAUCAACUGGUGUAUGUGGACUGCAAGAAAGGAACCAUGGUCCAGGUGGACAGUUCUCAGAGGAUGCUAAGAAUCGCAGACCCAGAUUCAAGAUACAGUGGAUUUUACAGCAUGCAGAAACAGAACAACCUACAGGCAGAUAAUUUCUAUCAAACAGUUUGAAGAAUUGYACCCUUGCCACGGAUUUAAGAAAGAGCGAGAGAGAGAAAGAGAGAGACUUAAGUCUGCUAUUAAAAUAAAACUAGAAUUGUGCACUUGCUUAGUGGAUUGUAUUGGAUUUGUGACUACAUGUACAGCUCUCAGACCUUACUGGGAUGAGCUCUGACUCCUGCAAUGUGCCAGAAAAAGCAUUCCUACUUUUCCUUGAGAUAACUGACCAAGUGUUUUCUUAGAACCAAAGUUUUAAAACUUAUUAAGAUGUAUUUGCUUGUAACA